CUCCGGCUGCAAUCUGAGAUCCGUUCUCCCUUCCGCUUUCCAAGUCACUGGCUCUGCCAAGACGGACAGAUGAGAGCGCUCCCGAGACUGAGAUGAGCCGCGGGCUCGGCCGAGUAAGGAGCCAGUGGCUUUUCAGCCGCAGAGCUACAGAAAGGGAGGGAUGGAGGAUGAGCACGAGCGCCCUUUGCAGCCUCGGACCCAGAUUCAGGGCAGAGUCCUGCUCCUGACCAUCUGUGCGGCUGGCAUUGGUGGGACUUUUCAGUUUGGCUACAACCUCUCCAUCAUCAAUGCCCCGACCUUGCACAUUCAGGAAUUUACCAAUGAGACGUGGCAGAUGCGGACUGGCCGGCCGCUGCCCGACCACCUGGUCCUGCUCGUGUGGUCCCUUAUUGUGUCUCUGUACCCCCUGGGGGGCCUCCUGGGAGCGCUGCUGGCUGGGCCCUUGGCCGUCAAGCUGGGAAGGAAGAAGUCCCUGCUGGCGAGUGACGUCUUCGUGGUGGCUGCCGCGCCGCUGUUCGCCUUCAGCCGCAGAGCAGGCUCCUUUGAGAUGGUCAUGCUGGGCCGGCUGCUCGUGGGCGUCAGCGCAGGUGUGAGCAUGAACGUGCAGCCCAUGUACCUGGGGGAGAGCGCCCCCAAGGAGCUCCGCGGGGCUGUGGCCAUGACCUCAGCCAUCUUCACCGCCCUGGGGAUCCUGAUGGGGCAGGUGGUCGGCCUCAGGGAGCUCCUGGGUGGCCCGCAGGACUGGCCCCUGCUUCUGGCCAGCUGCCUGGUACCCGGGGUGCUGCAGCUGGCCUCCCUGCCCCUGCUCCCCGAGAGCCCGCGCUUCCUCUUCAUUGACCGUGGAGACUCCGAGGCCUGUCUGGCAGCGCUGCGGCGGCUGCGCGGCCCCGCGGACCUGGCGGAGGAGCUGGCCGAGCUGCAGCGGGAGCGCGCCGCCUGCCGCGGCCGGCGCGCGCGGCGCCCGUGGGAGCUGUUCCGGGAGCGCGCGCUGCGCAGGCAGGUGGCCAGCCUGGUGGUGCUGGGCGGGGCCAUGGAGCUGUGCGGGAACGACGCGAUGUACACCUACGCGGCGGUCGUGUUCAGCCAGGCCAGGAUCCCCCCGGAGAAGGUCCAGUACGCGGCCAUCGGGACCGGGGGCUGCGAGCUGCUGGCGGUGCUGCUCAGCUGUGUGGUGAUCGAGAGGGUUGGCCGGCGGGUGCUGCUGCUGGCGGGGUACGGCCUGAUGACCUGCUGGGGGAGCGUGUUCACAGCGGCCCUGUGCCUGCAGAGCUCCUUCCCCUGGAUGCCCUACCUGGCCAUGUCCUGCAUCUUUGCCUCCAUCCUCAGCUUCGGCGUCGGCCCUGGAGGGCUUAUCCAACUUCCUCUAUGUGCCUUUCCUGUGUGUCUGUGUCUGUGGGGCCGUCUACACUGGCUUCUUCCUCCCCGAGACCAGAGGCAAGAGCUUCGUGGAGAUCUCAGAGGAACUGCACAGACUCAACUUCCCCCGGGGGAGCCAGGGCCCCGUGUGGAUGGGCCCGGAGGUCAUCCAGUCCACAGAGCUCUAGCCCGGCAGGUGCGGCUGGCGCUCCGCUGGCCACCGCUCUUCCCACGGGCCCUUGACCAUUCCCCAGCGCCUGCAUCCCCUUGUUUGGGGGGGGCGCUUGUUGAGCACGUGCUGUGUGCAGGCCUGGUGCUUAGCGUCAGAGCUGAGCUGGAGGGAUGGGGCCCGGGACCUCUCGGUGCUCCCUGUCUGGAGGCAGUGAACAGGAAACCAAUCAAAACACAAUUACAAACUUGAGGAAACGCAGUGGAAGAAAAUACAGCUCGUGAAGUGUGUGUAUGCCAGGGGUUGUGUGGGGGAGUGGUCAGGAAAGGAUUUUCUGAGGAACUUAUUUGUUAAAAAUCAACUUUAUUGAGGUUUCAUUUGCAUGCAAUAAAGUAUAUCCAUAUUAAGUACACAUUGGAUGAGUUUUGACAGGUGUAUAUACCAGUGAACCACCAUGAUCCGUCACCCCCAAAGUUCCCUUGUGCCCCUUAGCAACCAAUACCCCACCCAAGCCCAGGCCCCAGGCAACCACGGACCUGCCUGUGGUCGCUAUAGGUCAGGUGUCUGUCAGAGGAUUUGAUAUAACUUCAUACCAUGUGUGUGCAUUUGUGUCUGGCUGCACGUAUGUUGCUGCGUGUGUUAGCGUACAUCCCUUUGUGUGGCUGAAUAGUAUUCCACUGUAUGGCUAUACCAUCGCUUGUGAAGCCGUUUCCCUGCUGGUGGACUUUGGGGCUGUUCCUAAUUGUUGGCCCCGAUGAAUAAAACUGCUGUGAACACUGCCGCGCACAUUGUGCAGACGUACACCUUCAUUUCUUUGGGGUAAGUGAAUUGCCGAGUUUAAUGAUGAAUGUGUGUUUACCUGGAGAAGAAACUGUUUUCCAAAGCGAGUACACUGUUUCAGGUGCCCGCCGGCAGUGAGACUCCUGGCUGCUCCGAGUUCUCAUCAGCACGGGGCACGGCCCGUCUCUGCAGGCUGCUGAGUGUGCCACGGGUUCUGCUGCUUUCACUGUGGCACCUCCCUGGUGGCUGGUAACACGGAGCAUCUCUCUGUGUGCUGACAUCGCCAUUCACGUGUCUUCUUUUGUAAAGAAUCUGUUCAAGCCUUUUGCCCACUAUUUAAAGGAAAAAAAGGCAGUUUUAAUUUCAUAGCAAAAUUGAGAGGGAAGUAUAGAGAUUUCCUGUAUGCCCCUCCCCUCCGUGCACAGCCUCCCCUGUUAUCAAAGGCCCCGCCAGAGUGGAACGCCUCUUACAACCCGCGAGCCUGCACUGUAACGUCAUCACCCAAAGCCCGCGGUCUGCAUUAGGGUUCAUCCUGUCGUUGCACGUGCCGUGGGUUUGGACCAGGGUGUGAUGGCGUGUUCACCAUUAUGGUAUCACACAGAGUGUUUGCGCUGCCCUGAUGGUCAUCCCUUUCCUGCCCCUGCCCAGCGCCUGGAGGCC
This is a messenger RNA of Hippopotamus amphibius kiboko, 2965 nucleotides long. RefSeq names its product solute carrier family 2 member 11 (gene SLC2A11). The coding region runs from base 161 to 1777 and encodes 538 amino acids. Gene Ontology annotation, cellular component: membrane. The record is from RefSeq and is a predicted model, not a curated record. NCBI's taxonomy places the organism in Eukaryota, Metazoa, Chordata, Mammalia, Artiodactyla, Hippopotamidae. Gene Ontology annotation, biological process: monosaccharide transmembrane transport. The transcript has 12 exons. Gene Ontology annotation, molecular function: hexose transmembrane transporter activity.